CAUUCCAGUCUGGCUUUACCUGCCUUCCCCCAAAGCCUACCCGAAGGAACACAUCCCCACUAAUCACCCUUAACACUUCUUAACACCAUUCAUCAUACCCUGCAGCUUUGCUUUUUAAUUGGGUUUUUCCUGGAGGAACUUAUCCUGCUCAAAAGCCUUUGAAAAGACAUUUCACUCUCUGCGUUAUUACUUAAUGAAAAGAAAUUAAGCGUCUUGCUUAACUGUGCUGGCAGUAACGCGCGGUUUGCCUUGGCAGGACUCGACGCACGUCCAAAGAACCCUCUUCGCAGUUACAUAUCAGUCCCAAAGCACCCAGCCAUAACAGAUGUCCAAAAAUCGUACUGCGAAUAAAUAGCCCUUUGGUAAUGCCGAUAAAUAGUUUCCAACAACGAUAGCUUUAUUAUCAUUUUAUGAGAUGCUAACUACCAGCAGCCGACGAGAUUAGGAAAUAUACAUUAAUGUUAAAAUUGGUUGGAAAACGACCACGGAGGAAUGUUUAAUAUAUAUGAGUUUUCCACCAAGUAAAACCAGAGCAAGAAAUCAACGCUCCUGACUCCUUUUGCUGUCACGCCUCACUUUCAGGAAUUUUUAGGAAUUGUUUUUAUGGCUACAAACAUCUGUGCAAUUGGGAUUUAUUGUGUGGCAAGACAUACAGAAGUCCAGUUAAUCUUAGACGGAUCGCCCCCGUUUGGGGGACGAUGUAACUCAGAAAGUAAAACGAAAUCUUUGUGGAGUGGAACGCAUCUGACGUGUUUAUUCUUCUCGAUUCCCAAAAAAAUAUGCUAAGAUUUAAUGCCAAACACCUCGGAAAAAUAAUAACAAUAAAAAAACCUACUUCUUGCCGUCAGUGUUUUAACUGCUACUGACAAACACUAAAGCCACAAAAGUCAGUACUUUGCAUUAUGUCUGUCAGUGCUGGUAUUGGAUUUAUAUUGGUUGCCCCAAGUGUAAAAACAAAGUGUAAUCUGAAGAAAUAUCGUGUAACCACUUCACUGUAAGGUUUAGAAAGGCAGCGUUGAGAUAUGGGCUCAGGCUGGGCUGAGUGAGCUACAGAGACGCGUUAUGGAGCUGCGGCUUCACAUCGCCUAUGGAACACUGCUGUUGUACCCUUGUGUAGGAAAUUAAACUUCAUCAAGCUGCCUGCUGAAAUAAUCGGUUUACUGCAUGUCGGAGAAAUGCUAGUGUGCUAUGGAGGACCAGUGUCGCCAAAAUGAGUUCGGACACUGAUGAUGCUGCGAAGUUUUGGAGUAACGGAUCCUCGGAGCUGUACGGCGGGUUACUGUUGGAGCCCAACAGCACAAAUCUGACUUCGGGGAAUGAGUCCGAACCGAAUGCACUGGACCUCACUCGGGCGGUCCCCCUGGGUAUGGUCUUGGGCGCAUUUAUCGUUUUCGCCAUCGUGGGCAAUAUCCUUGUCAUUCUUUCUGUGGUGUGCAACAGGCAUCUGAGGACCCCCACAAACUAUUUCAUUAUCAACUUGGCCAUCGCCGACUUGUUGCUGAGCACCACGGUCCUGCCUGUCUCCGCCACCUUGGAGAUCCUCAACUACUGGGUGUUCGGCAGGAUCUUCUGCGACAUUUGGGCGGCGGUGGACGUGUUAUGCUGCACAGCAUCCAUCAUGAGCUUGUGCGUGAUCUCCAUAGAUCGCUACAUCGGAGUGAGCUACCCGCUACGGUAUCCCAGCAUCGUUACAGAGAAGAGAGCUCUCCUUGCCAUGUUCGGGGUGUGGGUUCUGUCGGUGGUCAUUUCGAUCGGACCUUUGCUAGGUUGGAAGCAGGCGCCCUCACCUGACGACAGGGUAUGCAGAAUUAACGAGGAGCCCUUUUACGCACUGUUUUCAUCCCUAGGAUCCUUCUACAUACCUUUGGUGGUCAUACUGUCCAUGUACUGCCGAGUGUACAUAGUGGCCAAAAAGACAACUAAGAACCUGGAGGCCGGCGUGAUGAAGGAGCGGACGGACUCCAGUGAGCUCACGCUCCGGAUCCACAAAGGAUCGCAGCUUCACGAGGACAGCGGGAGCACCGGCAAGGGCCGGGGUCAGCCAAGCCGGAGCUCCCUCACCGUCAAGCUGCUCAAGUUCUCACGGGAAAAGAAGGCUGCUAAAACCUUGGGCGUUGUAGUCGGCAUGUUCACCUUGUGCUGGCUGCCCUUCUUCAUCGCGCUGCCCAUUGGGUCGUUCAACGCCAGCCUGCGUGCUCCUAAACCCCUCUUCAAUGUGAUCUUCUGGCUCGGUUACUUCAACAGCUGUCUGAACCCCAUCAUCUACCCCUGCUACAGCCGGGAGUUCAAGCUGGCCUUCAUCCGCAUCCUCAGGUGCCAGUGCCGGCACAGGAAACGCCCAGGCUGGAAGGCCUACAACUACCGGAGCUCCCACCUCAGCUCCUCCAGCAACUCGAGGAAAGACUCCGUGGGCAACAACUCCACCUGCCUCAACGGUAGCCAGCGGACGCUCUCCUCAGCCACCCCCAGCCCCAGCUAUCUUCACAAGGGCGCCCCGGUGGAGCUCAGCGCCUACCACACAUGGGCGUCCACCUCCCCUUCCUCCCUGCCUGGAAGCCCCUCUGACAGCCAUCUGGGAGGGUACUUGUACCUGAGCCCUAGCAACAGGCUCAGUGCACACAGCAUGUUGUGUCCUGGGGAGCUACAGUCCACUAGCCUCCGGCUCCCGUGCGGGCAGAACGGCAGCAGGUGUGUGGAGCAUGAUCAGCGGACCAGGACGGCCCUGGAAAGUGUGCUGUGACGUAUGAGCUUUCUCCCCGCUGAGAUGAGUCCCACACCCAUAGCCUGGCCCCAAACCCUCGGCCAUGUGCAUUAACCUUGAAAGGGGCAGAGAGGAUAUUUGGGGAUAAACGCAGUCUGUAUUCGUCAGCGUGCAAUGGACUGUACCGGGGGGGCUAACACUUGUUCAGUUAAACGGGAUGUUCGCUGAGAACAUUUCUAAUAGGCACUGCAAGUGUCAGUCAGCGAUGACACUUAUAGCCUUAACCAAUCAGCAGUGAUUUCAGGGGUAUCAGCAAAUGAAUGUGAGAGAAACCAGCAAGAAAAUACCAGGCCAAGCUAUGAAUGAGGGAGUAUUACACCAGGUUUACAUCCCGUGUAUAGAUAUCACAGUAAAGUGGCGAACCUGACUUUUUGCAUAUGUGCCGUGCGCCAUCAUGUUCCUGCCGGCGCACGAUCUGACAUGGCGUUCCAGCAUUACAGACAUUUCUGUGCAGGAAACCAGAAGAAUAACACUGUCUGUUUCUUUGACUGAUGGUUCAUGUGUCAUCCAUACCAAACAAUAAGCUGCACUUAUCAUUCCGUAACGCGGGGUGUCAAACGACCGGACAGGUCACGUGGUGCUUCUGAGCACUGUUUACAUGUGGAACCCGCAUUUACAUCUGUGCUGUGCAUAUCGGACUCAAUUUACGCUCACAUGAUCCCUGUGGCUUUGUUUUCAUUAUACAGUUAAAUUAUCAGCUUUUACUUUGGAACUGAAAUGAAAUUUAAAAGUAAAAAUUAUGAAAAAUGUAUUAUGCCAAUUUGAAUCCUGUAUAGCAAAUAUAUUAAACAUUGCAAUUUUAUCUUUA
Paramormyrops kingsleyae is the source of this 3569-nucleotide messenger RNA. NCBI's taxonomy places the organism in Eukaryota, Metazoa, Chordata, Actinopteri, Osteoglossiformes, Mormyridae. The record is from RefSeq and is a predicted model, not a curated record.